Arachis stenosperma is the source of this 2824-nucleotide messenger RNA. Its product is annotated as 4-hydroxybenzoate polyprenyltransferase, mitochondrial-like. The coding region runs from base 1019 to 2233 and encodes 404 amino acids. Gene Ontology annotation, molecular function: prenyltransferase activity. Gene Ontology annotation, cellular component: mitochondrial inner membrane. The transcript is spliced from 12 exons. Gene Ontology annotation, biological process: ubiquinone biosynthetic process. The record is from RefSeq and is a predicted model, not a curated record. Lineage: Eukaryota; Viridiplantae; Streptophyta; Magnoliopsida; Fabales; Fabaceae.
CAUGAAGAAAAAGGAAAAAGGGGGAGAUAACAGAAGCAGCGAAGGAGAUGAAAGAGCGGGAGAAGAAGAAGACGGCAGUAGUGAGCGAAAUCACUGUCGUUGCGGCCGCCAUCCCUGAAUAGAGAGAACGACGAAGGGAGGAGAGAAUAAGAACAAAGGGAAGAGACCGAGAGAGAUCGUGCUCAGGCCACCGUGCCCUAACCCUCACCAGUGCCUUCCUUGUCGUCGCACCGCUAAAAUCCCCUCCGUUGCGCCUCCUCAUCGCAUCUGUCUCGCCGUUUUGCCCCUUGUGGUUCGCGUCUGCCUCGCUGUUUCUGCUCUGAUCCUUCGUCCCUACUGAAGAUCAAGAAAGAGCAGAGUUCCUCAAGUUCGUCGGACGAUAAGGCACCGGAAGUUGAUAGCACACCCAACAGAGUUUCAGAGGAUCUUGUCAAGUGUUUGUGUAGCAUAUUUUUGAGAGUUGGCACAUUCAGUUGAGUGAUCCUUAUGGUAUCUAUUCAGAUUCCAAAACAAGAAGAGAUGUUGGUGCAUACAAUAAUCUGUGUGAGAUUAAAGGCUCCAAUGUUGAUCUCAACCGAACAACAAAUGCAGUGUAUCUGAUCCACAGAUUAAAUUGGCAAUGGCUUCCGAGUUUGCAAGCAUGUUGUGUGGUGUUUCCUCCUCGGAAUGACGGUGGCAGAUGCUAUCACAAUACUCAAGUCCUUUGUUCCCAUGCCCAUGAACUUCAAUAACCUUUCUUCUCUCUCUCUUCCUCUACAACAAAGAAGAGCCUUCAAUUCAUAUUCCCAGGAUUUUGUAAGUUCAAUGAUUUCUGAAUGAAAGCUCAUCCGUACAUGAAGAGUGAUAUCGAAGUGUUGGAUAAGCUUUGUUUACUUAAUAUACGUUCAAGAUGUGGGUCUAAAAAUUUAAUAUAACCAUGAACUUUUGUUGCUCAUCCUCCAACUGAAUGCUUACAAGUUUUUGAAACGAGUAGCAACAAAGAGACUAUCCCUCUAACUUGUUUGAUUUUGAUAAAAAUAUGGCAUCAACUUUGAUCUCUCGUGCUUCACGUAGGUUUCUCAAAUAUUCUUUCCCUUCUUCAGGCCUCUCAAUACAAUAUCCUUCCCCUUCCGUCUUCAAUCCUUUAAUCUCCACUGAACCAUCUAUAAGCAUAAACCGCAACUUCUAUCCUUCGCUCGGUCCAUUUGGGCAAUACCACCAUCAGGAUUCUGAAUUUGAAUCUUUUAAAACUGUUCGAUCUCUCUCAAAUUUUCAGUUUGUUCAGCACAUCUCUACAUCACCUUCGAGUUUAAAAGAGGGAUCUGAGGGAAAUAAGAAUCAAAGUGGUAAUGUGGUUAAAGCAAAUAUCUCUUGGAUUGAUUUAUACUUGCCUAAGCAGGUUCAGCCCUAUGCACAGCUUGCUCGCCUAGAUAAGCCCAUUGGGACAUGGUUGCUUCUAUGGCCUUGUAUGUGGUCAAUUACGUUGGCUGCAACUCCAGGACAGCUUCCUGAUUUUAAAAUGUUGGCAUUGUUUGGAUGUGGGGCUUUGCUUUUGAGGGGUGCUGGGUGUACUAUUAAUGACCUCCUUGAUCGCGACAUUGAUACAAAAGUAGAACGUACAAAGUCAAGACCUGUGGCAAGUGGUCUUUUAACGCCAUUUCAGGGACUUUGUUUUCUUGGUUUUCAGUUAACUUUGGGUCUUGGGAUUCUUCUGCAAUUGAAUAAUUAUAGCCGUGUUCUGGGUGCCUCAUCCUUGUUGCUUGUCUUCUCUUAUCCCCUUAUGAAGAGGUUUACAUUUUGGCCUCAAGCCUAUCUCGGGUUGACCUUUAAUUGGGGCGCUUUGUUAGGAUGGGCAGCAAUUAGAGGAAGUCUAGAUCCAACAAUAGUGCUGCCACUUUAUGCCUCUGGAGUUUUUUGGACACUUGUUUAUGAUACAAUCUAUGCUCACCAGGAUAAAGAAGAUGACCUAAAAGUGGGAGUUAAGUCAACGGCUUUGCGCUUUGGUGAUUUUACAAAGGAGUGGAUUACUGGGUUUGGGAUUGCAUGCCUUGGUGGUCUUGCUCUCAGUGGCUAUAAUGCUGAAAUAGGAUGGCCAUAUUAUGCAUUUCUGGCAGCUGCAUCUGGACAACUAGGCUGGCAAAUAUGGAUAGUUGACCUCUCAUCACGUGCUGAUUGCAAUAGCAAAUUUAAUUCAAACAAGUGGUUUGGAGCUAUCAUAUUUGGUGGAAUCCUAGCUGGAAAACUUGUAUCAUAGGGGGCAUUUUUCAUGAAGGAAAAAUUACUCAUCGAAAAACCAAGAAUUCAACUGAUGAGAGAUAAGGUUGAAUGUCAUUAGAAGGUACAUGGUUUCUUGGUACUCAUGUUGCAAUUUUAGUAGUCUGAAAUCUUAAACCAAUGGUGUGCCAAUCUAAGGAGUAAAUCUAUGAUCCUAAAAUCAGAUCAUUCUAAGCAUCUUGCAUUUUUAAUUUGGUGGAUUAUGAAGCUUCCUCUUGGUGAUUUAUCUGUGUAGGACACUAGUUUAGCAGCUGAAAUCAUACUUAGGAUAUAUUUGUAAAACUGGAGUAAAAAUUUUCAUGGAUGAAUUUGAUAUGUGAAAUUGCACAUGGAGUUCAUCCUUGAAAAUUCCACUCCAUUUUUACUUACAACUAAACAUACUCUUCAGGUGUGUUUGUCUGUUGAGAGAAAGGAAGGGAAGAGAAUGGUUUGAAGGAUAGAAUGGAGUUAUAUCAAGUUCCUCUAUCCUCUCAUUCUCUUCAAAAUCUCAACGCACAAACGCACUAUUAGUGAGAAGAAGGAGGAGGAACAGAAAAUGUUAGGACAUUCAAGUUCAACUGCCAAGACUAAU